GUUUUCCGAGCUUCGCGCGGGUUCCUAUCAUGACAGCACAGUUGAAUCCCUUUCGAAAUGCUUUCCGGCUGCCAACGAAGCAGCGAAUCAACUGGUUCCCCGGCCACAUGAACAAGGGCAUGCGCCAGAUCCAACAGAAGCUACGAAAUGUCGAUUGCAUUGUGGAAAUACACGACUCGCGCAUACCGCUGGCCGGUCGAAACUCUCAGUUCUUUGACACGAUAACCGGCAGCGGCGUAAAGCCGCAUAUACUUGUCCUGAAUAAGGUUGAUCUUCUGGGCCCCAAACAGCAGCGCAGCGUGCUCGAACAGCUCCGCAAGCAGCAGCCGGAACUGAAGAAUAUUUUGUUUACCAACUGCAAGGAUCAGCGGAAUCAUGGGGUGCUGGAUAUACUGCCUUUGGCCACGCGACUGGUGGGAGAUAGCAGUCGCUACAAUCGCGCCCAGAGCGCCGAGCACAACAUCAUGAUCAUCGGCGUGCCCAAUGUGGGCAAGAGCUCCAUUAUCAAUGUCCUGCGGAAUGUGCAUCUGAAGAAACGCAGUGCCGCUCGUGUCGGAGCAGAGGCUGGGGUGACGCGAGCUGUCGGGGAACGCAUCAAGAUCCAGGAGAAGCCAGCCGUCUACAUGAUCGACACGCCUGGCAUUCUGCAGCCUUCGGUGACGGACGACGAGAUGGGCAUGAAGCUGGCCCUGGUUGGCUGCCUACCCGAUCACAUUGUGGGGGAGGAUUUGAUUGCCGACUACCUGCUCUACUGGCUGAACAAGCACCGACGCUACGAGUAUGUGGAAAAGCUCUCCCUCAGCUCCGGGCCCAGCGACAACAUUAGCGCCGUAUUGGCGGAAUACGCCCAGACCCACGGCAUGUUCCAUCGCGUUAAGCAGUACGACGGGCAGGUGGAGGUGAUGACAAAUUUAUUGGCUGCCGCGCGAAAGUUCAUUCAAUUCUUUCGCACCGGCCAGCUGGGGAGCAUCAAUCUGGACGAGCAUGCAUGAGACUUAGAUUAAGGGAUUACAUGUUAAUUGCUAGAUAAGUAAAUGUCAAACUGUUGAA
Molecule: messenger RNA, 1050 nt
Organism: Drosophila pseudoobscura
Lineage: Eukaryota; Metazoa; Arthropoda; Insecta; Diptera; Drosophilidae
Product: mitochondrial GTPase 1
Exons: 2
Coding region: 30-992 (320 amino acids)
Biological process (GO): mitochondrial translation
Cellular component (GO): mitochondrion
Molecular function (GO): GTPase activity; GTP binding
Source: RefSeq, a predicted model, not a curated record